Molecule: messenger RNA, 1185 nt
Organism: Aspergillus calidoustus
Lineage: Eukaryota; Fungi; Ascomycota; Eurotiomycetes; Eurotiales; Aspergillaceae
Source: the annotation of a GenBank genome assembly
AUGCCGUCUCUUCGCCUGUUGUCGCGGCUUGCCAUCGCGGUUGUCCUCGUCGCCUGGUCCCUCCCCUGGCUCCACGGCCGCAAGCAAGCCCUUUCUUUGCUCGCAAAGAACAAGCCCGAAAAUCUGCCGGAGAUCAACAAGUUCUCCAGCUACUCGUACAAACUGGUCAACAAAGUCCGCAACUGCGAAGACGGCAUCAUUAUCGAAGAGGAUGCCUUUGCGAUCCUCAGCUGCGACUCUGGCCGCGACCUCUGGAACACAGUCAUGGGCACUUUCCACCCGAAGCGUGAGCUGAUUCCCAAUGGAAAACUUUGGAUUUAUCGCUACGAGGACGACGACGACUCUGAGAAGGCUCUGGCCCCGGUCGAGUUUGUGGGUUACCCGGGUGCCUUGUCGUUUCACCCGCUCGGCGUAGAGUACGACCGCGACACGUCAACGCUCUUCGUGUGCAACCACCACAUUGAAGGCUCGCGCGUCGACGUGUUUACCCUCGACCUGUCCAAAAUCACACCAGUUGCGAAACACAGACGCACAAUCCUGCACCCACUAAUCCGCACACCCAACUCCCUCGCCCUCCUAAGCGGAACCGAAUUCUACGUCACCAAUGACCACUACAUCCGCCGCCGGGACUCGCCCCUCGGUGCCCUCGCAGAGACAUACCUCGGUAUCCCCGGUGGGACAGUGACAUAUGUGAACAUCGCCUCUGAACCCAUCGAAGUCCGGACCGUUGCGCGCGCGCCCUUCGCGAACGGGGUUGCGAUCCUUAAUGCCUCGACCGUCGCCGUGGCCGCGACAUCAGCCGCCGAAGUCCGUCUGUAUACUCGUCUAGACGACAACUCACUUGUACAAUCGGGCGCGAUCCCCGUCCCCUAUAUGCCAGAUAACCUCUCAACAAACAGCGACGGCUCCCUCCUGAUCGCCGGCCACCCGCACCCGCCAACACUCGAUAAACUUGUCAAGCACCGUCGGGCCUGUAUAGCAGAGGACGGGACGGUCCCGCAGGAGUGCUGGAAGUCGAAUUCCCCGACUUGGGUCGCGAGGUGGACUGCUGAGCGUGGACUAGAGGAUCUGUACGUUUCUGCCAAGGAGUUUGGGUCUGGGGCUACGGCUGCGAAGGAUGCGAAGAGGAACGUGGGGAUUAUUACGGGGUUGUAUGAGAAUGGGAUUUUGGUGUGGCGGGAGUAG